AUGUCUGCUCCAUCCGAAACCACCAUCACCACCCCAACUACUCCAGCCCACAGAAUUUUUGUUGGUAACUUAACUGAAAAUGUUGAAUCCUCAACUUUAGAAACUGCUUUUGCUGAAUUCGGUAAAGUUUUAAGUGUUAGAAUCAUUAAAAAGAAGUUCAAGAGUAACACUUUUGGUUUCGUUGAUAUGGAAGAUUUAGAAACUGCCAAUAAAGCUGUUGCCGCCAUCAAUGGUAGAGAAUUCGACGGUAAACAAGUCAAUGUUGAAAUCGCUCGUGAAAAGAGUACCGAAAGCAAACCAAAGAGAACUUCAACCAGAAAGACUAGAACACCAAAACCAACCAGCACCACCACUGGCGAAAAUGCUACUACUGAAUCCACUGAAGCAUCACCAACUUUAAAUGGUAAUACCACCACCAAACGUAGAAAUGCCAGACGUAACACCAAAGACGUCAAAGCUGCCACUACCACCACCAACACCGAUGCCACCACCAACACUGCUGCUGCCUCAACCGCCGCUGCUCCAGCUACCAAAACCUCUAAACCAAAGAGAGAAAGAAGACCAGCUGCCAACACUGCUGACAGACAACAAAGUACCACUACCCUCUUUGUCAGAAACAUUCCAUACUCUUUUGAUGAUGUUAAAUUAUUAGAAACCUUCAAAGAUUGCUCACCAAAGAGUGCUCAUGUCAUUGUCAACAAACACACCAACAGAAGCAAAGGUUUCGGUUUCGUCGAAUUCGAUGAUGUUGCCAAUCAACAAAAAGGUCUCACCCUUAACAAACUCUCUGUUGAAAGUAGAGAACUCUCUGUUAAAAUCGCUUUAGUUCCAGAACCAAGAGAUGCCACCGCAACUACUCCAGAUGUUACCACUACCGCUUAA
Dictyostelium discoideum AX4 is the source of this 882-nucleotide messenger RNA. RefSeq names its product RNA-binding region RNP-1 domain-containing protein. The transcript has 2 exons. Lineage: Eukaryota; Evosea; Eumycetozoa; Dictyosteliales; Dictyosteliaceae. The coding region runs from base 1 to 882 and encodes 293 amino acids. Gene Ontology annotation, molecular function: nucleic acid binding; RNA binding. The record is from RefSeq and is a predicted model, not a curated record.